CCAUCAGCUGUUUCCAACUGACAUGCGCUAUAAACAAAUAAAUCAAAGAGUAAACAACAAAUGUUCGGCGCAAUUUGCUUAUAUGUAAAUAGUGUUCAUUCAUAAUUAUUGUAUAGUGUCUGUGACGUGUGUGACUUUCCUAUUUUAAGAUUGUCAGCAACAGCAGCUAGCACAACGUGAUUACGCAAUUCCAUUAAAACUUUGUGUGUUACUUGCAGGCGUACAAACAAACAACAAAAAUGGCUUUGGCACAAGGACGCAUCAAUGUGGAUGAGCCACUAUAUGAUUUAAGCACUUUUGCCGGACGCUUUCGCUAUUUCGCGUGGAUGACGGAUCCCCGCACUGUCAUUGUUUCCAACGACCGUUUAUUGCAAGCAAAAACGCUGGUGGAAAGCUAUCGUGUGGGCAAGGAGCCUGAGAAUACUACACAAGAACAAGUCAAAUAUGCAAUGAAACUAUAUACAUCUGCCUUUCAUCCGGACACAGGCGAACUGCAAAAUGUCACUGGACGCAUGAGUUUCCAGGUGCCCGGUGGCAUGCUUAUAACAGGCGGCAUGUUAGCCUUUUAUCGCACGGUGCCCGCCGUUGUGCUCUGGCAAUUCAUCAAUCAGUCAUUCAACGCCAUCGUCAACUAUACAAAUCGCAAUGCGAAUUCACCAACAACAGUUACACAGUUGGGCGUCGCAUAUGUGUCGGCAACGACCUCAGCCUUAGUGGCGGCAAUUGGUUGCAAGAGUUAUUGGUCGAAGCGUGCCAGCCCACUAUUUCAGCGUUUUGUGCCAUUUGCUGCCGUUGCCGCGGCGAAUUUCGUCAACAUUCCACUUAUGCGGCAAAAUGAGAUAAUCAAUGGCGUUGAAGUGAGGGAUGAGAAUGGCAAUAUUGUGGGCCACAGUCGCCUAGCUGCCAUAAAGGGUAUGACCCAAGUGAGUAUUUCGCGUAUUACUAUGGCGGCACCGGGUAUGUUGAUACUGCCGUUUAUUAUGCAACGUUUGGAGAAAAUGCCGGCUUUUCGGCGCAUACGUUGGAUAGACGCGCCCUUCCAAACGGCAAUGGUGGGCUGCUUCUUACUUUUCAUGGUGCCCACAGCUUGUGCUAUUUUCCCGCAAAAUUGUUCGUUAAAAACGUCCACAAUCAAACUAGUUGAAGCCGAUCAGUAUGCGGAAAUAGAGUCCAAGACCAAAGGUCACGUACCGCAGCGCGUCUACUUCAACAAGGGCUUAUAAAUUGUCGCGUAAUACACUUUAAUUAUGCAUAAUAGACAAUAUUGUUGAGUUGCUGAAGUGCUGGCGCAUGGCGACAGCGUGUUUCAACUCAGCUGGAAGCGCAUUUAUAAGAGAACCGUUUACAAUAACCGUGAAUUACUGCUGCUACUAAGCAUGCCUCAAAUAGGCUAGAAUUUUGAAAUUCGUAUCAUUUUAAGUCAAAGUAACUGCGCAUUUUGUAGUUGUGAUUUAGUUUUAAUUUUGUGUUUUUUCGUUCCUGAAAUCAAUGUAUAUUUUUAUGGCACUGGUUCUUUUUCACUUUUUUUUUUGUUUUUGUAAUUUAAUCUAUUAGUGUGUUUAUGUUGUUAUUUAAUGUAUCACAGUGACUCGUCUUCACUACCAAAUGGUGAUUUCUAUACUAAAGUCAUUUGCUUUUAAUCACCGAAAUUCUACGCGUGCGUUAAUUGUUGCAAAUAUUAAAAAAAAAUAUCUAUAAAAGAUUUGUAUGCAACUCUGUCUGUAUUGUUUGUUCAUAUGUAUGGCAAAAAUGUUUAUCUCCUCAUAUGCACGUACAAAUGACUCGAGUCAUAAUAACAUCUUCCAUAGAUAAUUCCAAGCACUACCAUCUUAUUGUUUGUACGCUGUUUGUUUAAGAAAUUAAGCGUAAAAUGUAUACUCUAUAUGUAUAAUGAUAAUUCUGAAAUAAAUAUGAAAAAUAAUGCAACAAAAAAGGCA
Messenger RNA from Zeugodacus cucurbitae (melon fly), 1937 nucleotides. RefSeq names its product sideroflexin-2 (gene Sfxn2). Bases 240 to 1223 code for a protein of 327 amino acids. The transcript is spliced from 7 exons. The record is from RefSeq and is a predicted model, not a curated record. Gene Ontology annotation, cellular component: mitochondrial inner membrane. Gene Ontology annotation, molecular function: monoatomic ion transmembrane transporter activity. NCBI's taxonomy places the organism in Eukaryota, Metazoa, Arthropoda, Insecta, Diptera, Tephritidae. Gene Ontology annotation, biological process: serine import into mitochondrion; monoatomic ion transport.